UCCUUCCAACAGAAUAUUCCAUUCUCCACAGUCCCAUUCUGUCUCAACUCACUCUCUCUCUCUCUCACUACAAAUGCAGAUUAUGUAUUCUAUUGCUAUUCAGUGAUUGCUAGUUUCUGUGUGUAUGUGUGUGUGAAAAUGACGGACACAACAGACGACAUAGCAGAGGAAAUCUCGUUCCAGAGCUUCGAAGAUGACUGUAGAUUACUCGGCAGCCUCCUCAAAGACGUUAUUCAAAGGGAAGCUGGUUUUCCUUUCAUGGAAAAACUCGAGCGCAAUCGAGUCCUCGCUCAGAGUGCUUGUAACAUGAGGCUGGCAGGGAUAGAGGACACAGCUGAGCUGCUCGAGAAGCAACUCUCAUCGGAAAUGUCCAAAAUGACAUUGGAAGAAGCCCUGACUCUUGCUCGAGCUUUCAGUCAUUAUCUCACCUUGAUGGGUAUUGCUGAGACCCAUCAUAGAGUACGUAAGACACGUAAUGUGGCAUACCUAUCAAAAUCUUGUGAUGACAUUUUCAAUCAGCUGGUUCAAGGUGGAGUUCCCCCAGACGAGCUUUACAAUACUGUCUGCAAGCAGGAGGUUGAGAUUGUUCUGACUGCACAUCCCACGCAAAUCAAUCGACGUACCUUGCAAUAUAAACACAUUAGAAUUGCGCAUCUCUUGGAGUUUAAUGACCGACCUGAUCUUGGCCAUGAAGAUCGAGAUAUGCUGAUAGAAGAUCUGGUGAGAGAGAUAACAUCAAUAUGGCAAACAGAUGAACUAAGACGCCACAAACCCACACCUGUAGAUGAAGCUAAGGCUGGCUUACACAUUGUGGAGCAGUCCCUUUGGAAAGCUGUACCUCACUAUUUACGUCGUGUCAGCAAUGCUCUGAAGAAGCAUACUGGGAGGCCACUUCCCUUGACAUGCACACCGAUUAAAUUUGGAGCUUGGAUGGGAGGUGACAGAGAUGGAAAUCCAAGUGUCACAGCAAAGGUCACAAGAGAUGUCUCUCUUUUAUCCAGCUGGAUGGCUAUUGAUCUCUACUUCCGGGAAGUUGAUAAUCUAAGAUUUGAACUUUCCAUGAACAGCUGCAGUGAUAGAUUGUCAAGACUAGUUCAUGAAAUUUUAGAAAGAGAAAAUUCCGCUGAGGAUCGGCAUGAGAAUUGGAACCAACCACAAAACUGGAAUCAAUUGAAGCAUCAUGACCAACAAGUGCCUUCACUCCCUACACAGCUACCAGAUGGUGCUGGUCUGCCUUCUUGCACAGAAUGCCAGGAUGGGGAAUCUCAGUAUCCUAGAACAGUACUUCCUGGGACAAAUUACGUGCUAUUGAAUCAUCAGGCUGGCCAUGGUACUUCAAGAUCAGGCUCUUCAUUCCACGAUUCAAAUCACAGCUUGCAUAAAAAAUUUGUAGAUGGAAAUAUAGCCAAUUCUAAUAACUCUCCUGCUGUGUCCCCACGUUCUGCCUCUUUCAGCUCUAGUCAACUCGCUCAAAAAAAACUAUUUGGCGAAUCUCAGAUAGGAAGGACCAGCUUCGAGAAGCUUCUAGAGCCAAGCAUGCCUCAACAACCUACAAUGGCCCCUUACAGAAUUGUUCUUGGGCAUGUAAAAGACACGCAAUCAUGUGGAUCUGGAGUGCUGGCUGAUGGUCGGCUUGCUGACUUAAUCCGACGAGUGGUUACUUUUGGGAUGAAUUUAAUGAAGCUUGACUUGCGUCAGGAAGCUGGUAGACACUCUGAUACGCUCGAUGCAAUUACCAAAUACUUGGAUAUGGGUACAUAUAGUGAGUGGGAUGAAGAAAAAAGGCUGGUGUUCUUGACGAGAGAGCUAAAAGGGAAGCGGCCUCUAGUUCCUCCAACUAUAGAGGUUCCUCCUGAUGUUAAAGAAGUCUUGGACACUUUCCGUGUUGCUGCUGAGUUGGGAAGUGAUUCACUAGGAGCGUAUGUGAUUUCUAUGGCUUCAAAUGCGAGUGAUGUCCUGGCCGUAGAGCUUUUGCAGAAAGAUGCUCGUCUUGCUGUUUCUGGGGAGCUAGGCAGACCAUGCCCAGGUGGAACGCUACGGGUGGUUCCUCUGUUUGAAACUGUAAAGGACUUAAGAGAAGCUGGCUCUGCGAUCAGGAAAUUAUUGUCGAUUGAUUGGUACCUGGAACACAUAAUUAAGAAUCAUAACGGGCAUCAGGAGGUGAUGGUUGGAUAUUCUGAUUCGGGUAAAGACGCUGGCCGAUUUACUGCCGCGUGGGAACUAUAUAAAGCUCAAGAGGAUGUUGUAGCUGCAUGUAAUGAGUAUGGUAUUAAAGUUACACUGUUCCAUGGGCGUGGAGGUAGUGUUGGUCGUGGUGGAGGCCCAACAUAUCUUGCCAUUCAAUCGCAACCACCUGGUUCUGUAAUGGGUACCCUUCGGUCAACCGAACAGGGAGAAAUGGUGCAAGCCAAGUUUGGGCUACCACAAACAGCUGUUCGACAACUAGAAAUCUACACUACAGCUGUGCUGCUUGCUACCCUACGCCCUCCACUCCCACCUAGAGAGCAAAAAUGGCGUAAUCUAAUGGAGGAGAUUUCAAAAAUCAGCUGCGACAGUUAUCGAAGCACAGUAUAUGAAAACCCAGAAUUCCUAGCUUACUUUCAUGAAGCUACCCCACAGGCUGAGCUUGGUUUCCUCAAUAUAGGAAGCCGGCCCACGAGACGAAAGAGUUCCGGAGGGAUCGGACAGCUUCGCGCGAUUCCAUGGGUAUUUGCAUGGACCCAAACCCGAUUUGUUCUUCCUGCUUGGCUCGGAGUUGGAGCAGGCUUGAAGGGUGUUUGUGAAAAGGGACAUACUGAAGAAAUAAAAGCAAUGUACAAAGAAUGGCCUUUCUUUCAAUGCACCAUAGACCUUAUAGAGAUGGUUUUGGGAAAAGCUGACAUUAAUAUAGCCAAGCGUUAUGAUGAAGUUCUUGUCUCCGAUAGUAGGCAACAGAUUGGUGAUGAACUAAGGAGGGAGCUUCUAGCAACAGAGAAGUAUGUUUUGGUGGUUACUGGGCAUGAGAAAUUAUCAGAGAAUAACAGGAGCUUGCAGAGGCUGAUUGAGAGUCGGCUUCCUUAUCUCAACCCCAUCAAUAUGUUGCAAGUGGAAAUAUUGAAGAGAUUGAGACGGGACGAUGAUAACCAUAAACUUCGUGAUGCAUUGCUCAUUACUAUAAAUGGGAUUGCGGCUGGGAUGAGGAACACUGGUUGAGAAUCAUAAACCUUUCUCGAGCGACGAGUCUUCGGUUGAAAAUUAUAGUUCAUAAAGCAUAUAUUAGCAUAUAUUUUGGGCUUCUUUUGUUUAUGAGUUUAUAUAUCCAUGUUAUAGGAUGUGAUGAGAAAUUUUACAGAUGGUGUGAAGUUAGAAUAUUGUGGUCACUGCAUUGGGAUAAGUAAUCAUAUACCCAAUGGUCUAAACUUUGUUUGAAGUAUAGUACAUAAAUGGAGUGUUAUUUGCAGCUAUAAAUCCAAGAUUGUUGA
Messenger RNA from Camellia sinensis, 3461 nucleotides. NCBI's taxonomy places the organism in Eukaryota, Viridiplantae, Streptophyta, Magnoliopsida, Ericales, Theaceae. The record is from RefSeq and is a predicted model, not a curated record.